UUUCCCAGGCGCGUACCUAGCCGUCGAGCUAUUUCUACUUUUAUCCGCCUUCGCAAAACCGUUUAAUUACGCAUUUUAGCAACGCUGCUUUUAUUGAACCACAAGCUUCGAUGCAUCAAUCUUCCAAAAAACAUUUUUUGGGGUGUAACAGAUAGCUGUAUUUGUCGUAAAAUCCUACGAGGACAUUCAAACGGAAGGCGCGAGCCGGUCUGACGGUUGUCAACAGAGUCCCGCGCUUUUAUUUUGAUUUAUUCUCGUUCAGGUCCCAACAAAAACACACCGCUUGGCUUUUAUAUGAAAAUAAAAUAACUGCUUUUGCGUUUUGUAAGUAAUAACCCGUGUUUUAUAUCUCAUUCUGUAAAUACAAACCCAAGAAUGGCGCAAUUCCACGAGGAUCCGGCGCUGCUCACUAAAGAGAAGCUGAAGAGCGAGUUACUGGCUAAUAACGUCCCUCUGCCCAGCGCCGACAGCAAGAAAGACGUGUAUGUGCAGCUUUAUCUGAAGAACCUGACGGCGCUCAACAAGAAGAACAUCUCUGCUCCCGCUCCGGACACUUUCUCCAGCGACGAGGAGGCGAUGACAGCGCCGCCGGUGACCAACAGCAGCCGCUCGGGGAAGAAAGCCACAAGAAAGACGGACAGAGUUCGGGCAGAAGAGAAUGACGUCUCUGGUUUGACUGAUGAAGAGUUGAAGCUUCAGCUUCUGAAGUAUGGAGUCCAUUCAGGACCAAUUGUUGCCUCUACACGUAAGCUGUACGAGAAGAAGCUCCAGCAGCUCCUGGAGCAGCCGCCGGUGGAGACCAGCCUGCCUGAACCUGAGACCACUAUCCCUGAGGCCGUCACCAUCAAAGCAGACGGAAACCAGAACGGCAACACACACUCAGCCGAAGAAGAUCAGUACAGCGACAAAGAAGAAGUUGAUCCCGUACCAGAGCCGGUUCCCGUUGUGACUAAGCUGAUCCGGAGCCGAGGAAAGACUCCAGUCACCACCAGGACCAGCAGCAGACAGCGAGCUAAACAGCAGGUGGAGGAGACGGCAACAGUCUAUGAGGAUUCAUCUGUGGAUGGAGGAGAUAUUUUAAAGGAAAUCUUCCCCAAUGAACCUGCCACUCCAACCGGAAUAACUGCCACAUGUCGGAGGCCGAUCCAUGGUGCUGCGGGCCGUCCCGUGAAGCCGAUGAACCUCUGGUCCGAGGAGCCCCUCCUGCAGCAGAACACUUACACAGUGACCAAAUCCUCCGUCACAGAUGUUCGCAGCGGAGCGUCGGCCGCCCGUCCCAAACCCCGCCGCUGGUUUGCUUUCUGGUUGAAGCUUCUGGUGUUCAUCACACUGGCUGCGUCUCUGUAUUACGCCUUCCAGAGCGUCACCGCUGAUCAGAUCAGUGCCUGCCAGCUCUAUGUCCAGGACAAUGUCAUCACGCCCAUCGUCAAUUACAUUAGCUGGGAAAGCCCAGCCGAGGGCGACGACGGCAAAUGAGCGGCCCGGUCCGUCAACCAGCUUCAGCAUGCAUCUACUGUCAGACUGAUUUUCUAGUGCUUUACGGAGCGACGCGUCGGCAGGGUUCGGGGAGGGAGGGAUUCUGGGAUUCUGCAGUUUGACCCGAGCGGUCACAUCUGAAUAGACUCGUGUUUCAAGUAGUCUUUAAACUCUGUGUGCAUUGUGUGUUUUGAUCUUGCAUUGUGAUUUUACGGUUUCGUAGCGUUCGAGGCGAUGUGGAGAAGUGUAGUAUUCGCUAAUAGUGAAUCAUUCGCCGCUCAGUGGCAUCACAACGAGAGGUGAAGUGCCAAGAUAUGGCCAACACAAGCACUAUUUGGUUUCACACACAUUGGGGCUGGAAGGAAAAGCCUGAAGAUGAAUGUUUGGGCAAAUGGUUUAUUUGAUAUCUGAAAUGUUUUCCAGAAUAAUCAUGGUGAGUUUUUUUUUUUUUUAGCACUUCUGAAUCUGACUUAAUGAAGUGUUGCUAAUGAGACCAGAGUGUGAAAAUUGUUGUAGCAUAAUAGGGUGAAUCUCAAAAAAAAAAUACGUGGAUCAUGUUUCACUAUAAAAUCCAGAGGAAAAAAAAAAUUGUAUAUU
Molecule: messenger RNA, 2073 nt
Organism: Sinocyclocheilus rhinocerous
Lineage: Eukaryota; Metazoa; Chordata; Actinopteri; Cypriniformes; Cyprinidae
Gene: tmpob
Product: thymopoietin b
Exons: 6
Coding region: 376-1476 (366 amino acids)
Molecular function (GO): DNA binding
Source: RefSeq, a predicted model, not a curated record